GGGGGCCUAUCCCCGAACUGAGUCUAGGGUUUAGCGUUUAGGUCUCGGCCGAGUAGUGUCAGAAAUUUGAGAACAAAGAAAAUGUCACGGGAUAAAACACUGUGAACAUUUUUGGGCCGGGUUUUAGCGAGUCCUUAGCGAGUGUCCGCAGUCAGAAGAAUAUGCUCUUAGACCAUCGCAAAAUGGUGAACAUGAAGGUGAGAUUGAUGACUUAGUCAAGCAGAGCAUAAUCGCUCAGCAGGAAAAUAAAGAGAUCCUUUGGUCAGGAAAAUUCCUGAUGGUUUCCAAAAAUCUCAGGACCACCCCAAAGACGAAGGAUGACUGGCGGUAUUGUACUAAUUUUGCACAGAGGAAUGCUAAGCUGAAGCAGGAGUCUUUCAACAUCCCUAUGGAGGGUGAGAUGUUUGGUCACGUUGCUGACAUCGUUCACGCUCAUCACACUGGCCCCAUCUGUGACGGUGGGUUGCAACAGGGCAUGGCCAAUAUGGAUCAGCCUGCUGUGUAA
This is a messenger RNA of Sphaeroforma arctica JP610, 505 nucleotides long. RefSeq lists its product as hypothetical. Lineage: Eukaryota; Ichthyosporea; Ichthyophonida. The record is from RefSeq and is a predicted model, not a curated record. The transcript has 2 exons. The coding region runs from base 278 to 505 and encodes 75 amino acids.